Xyrichtys novacula (pearly razorfish) is the source of this 16062-nucleotide messenger RNA. The record is from the annotation of a GenBank genome assembly. Lineage: Eukaryota; Metazoa; Chordata; Actinopteri; Labriformes; Labridae.
GCUUUUUGGUUAAGCGUGUGGCUUUCUGUAUUGCUAUCAUGCGGUCAUUACUAAAGUUGGUAUAACUGGAGAAGCAAGUAGUCGACAACAUUCAUCUCUCGAUGGGGUGUCUAACUCUGUGUUACUGUAUGUUUGACCCUAACUUAAUUUACGCCGGAGUAUCCCUUGAAGUGGCACACCCCAUGUAUGGAUUUGAUAGUCCUCAAGUGGCAACCUAAAUUUGAUUCCAACUUGCAGCCUGAUCCCUGCACGCCCCUUUCCACUCUUGCUCAUCAGCCCCUGUCCUGUCUACUUAGAAUAAAGGCAUACACAAAAAUACAACUUUAAAAUCUCAAAGAUUACUUUCUAACUAAAAAAAAAAAGAUCUACAAAAGGACAUUUGUCCAAGGUCACAGUUUCAGACAAAAUGAGAAAAAAAAAUUUAAAAACAGAAAACUAGCUGUCAUGAUUAAUUCUUGUGGUUUUGUUCUUUUUCUUCUUUUGUGUUUUUGGUGUAUAUUUAUUCCUGUGGUUAGUUUUCUGUGAUUCCUUUUUUAUUUCGUAGUUUCUUCUCCUUGUGUGUCUAGUUUAGUUUGACUUCCUGGGUUUUCUCUCCCCAGUGAUUGUCUGCACCCAUGUCUUAUUGUCUCACCUGUCUCGUUGUCUCAUUACCCACUGUAUAUAUGGUCCCUGUCUCCCCAUCUUGUUCAUUGGAAUGUCCAAUCAGAUUUCAGGGGGAUUACAUAGCCACCCUUGGCCACCCUCUGGACACACCCCUGUUAAAUGUCUUUUCCUGUCACGUUGUAAAACCUUGUGGUUAAUUAUUAUCCCAGUAUUUUUAUCCUAUAGGAGUAAAACGAGUGAGAACCUGUGACACAUUUGGUGUGACUUUCAUUUUAGUAAGUCUUUGACCUUGGCUUUGGGAUGCACCUGUUAUAUGAGAGAAUGGUAUUCUGCUACUUUGGACCCAGUGUCCUAUAGAGAGAGCUGUCGGUCUCUCGCGACUUCGCAGAAUGAGGAAUGGAAGGUUUUGAUAUCAAUCUGAACUCCCUGAUGCCUCAUCUCAAGUGUGAUUAUUUCCCUGGAAUAAAUAGUUCCUCUGAAGACAAACAUUUGCCGGGAGUAGACGGAGAAAGUCACGUCUGAAUUUGAAGGGACGGGGUGACUCAUUUUGAACAGAAAAUGACACUUUUUGGGACUUAUUCUGUUUAUUUUUCGGGUCUUUGACACAUGACCGGCAUUGAGAGAAAGCAGCUCUGUUAAUCCGCGAUUUAAGAACCUGUCUGUGACUCAUUCAGUAUCCCACCAGGUCCGUCCUGUCCCCACGCCAGCAGGAUUGCAGGGGCUACUUCUUCGCCGGAAUCACCGCCUCAGGACCGUAUGGAGACCAAUUCCUGCGUGAGGCGCGCACCUCGACGUCCUGAACCCGAUCCUACAGUAAUUCAGAGUAGUUGACACCACCUCUACCUCUGUGGGGACAUAAAACAUGCGGAGCAGAAGUCGGGGUGUCUCUCAAAGUCAAACAGGGAACUCCCUCACUGUAUCCAGGCUGUCUCUCCGCUGAGCGCGCACUCCUCCUCCAAGCAUCUGUGAUCAUGUCUGCGGGUCUGCCUCCUUCCAAAGCCCUCUACAUCGGGAUGGAGGUGGUCAUCGCGGUGUCCUCGGUCAUCGGGAACGUGAUGGUGGUCCUAGCUGUGCGUAUCAACCGGUCUUUAAGGGACACCACGUUUUGCUUCAUCGUCUCCCUGGCCUUGGCUGACAUUGCAGUCGGGGCUCUUGUUAUCCCGCUCGCCAUAACCAUCAGCAUCGGACUCCAGACGCACUUCUACAGCUGUCUAUUGGUCGCUUGCACGGUGCUCGUCCUCACACAAAGUUCAAUCCUGGCGCUACUGGCCAUCGCAAUCGACCGCUAUCUGCGCGUCAAAAUCCCCAUGAGGUAGGCACAAAGGUGAAUUCUUCUACUUUCUUAUCAUGUCUGACUUAGACCAGCCUUUGUGUCUGGACCGCUGCCUGGACCAAGGGCACCCACCCAUGUGAGCUCUAUUCACAGUGAUUUUUAGUUAUAAAACCCCAAAUGACCGUGAAAUGUUUUGUUAAGGUGACAUUAAUUCACCGAGGAUAAUUCAAUCUGCAAUUUCUCUAUUGAAAAUAACAGUGUCGGAGAUAAAUGAGUGAGUGAUCUGUAAGUCUAGGCCAUAUUAUCACUGAAAUUUGCCACAACUUCAUUUGACUCAUUUGUUGAUUUCCUCUUAAUUUUCAAUCCACUGCCCUUCACAAAAGAGUGAAAAUUGGCUCUAAACUUCCCUAUAAAAUUAUAAUCCAAUGAGGAUAAUAGGUAAAAUAUUUUCAAAAAUCCUUUUGAUUCUACAUUUCCAUUAGAUUUAUACAUAAUUUCAUGAUCUGCUUAUGUUGUGCCUGACAGUUGUUAAAAAAGUCAGAAAUUCAUGGAGGCUGUCCUGGUAUUUUCAGACAUUUAUUUGAAUAAAAAUAAGUAAUUCAGUGUGAAUUAUGGGACAUAACCUGGGAUGCUAAAGGUCCCAUAAAAGCUCAAGACAUUUUUAAGAGCUGUUGAAUUUCACACAAGUCAGAUGCUGACUUUGCAGCCUGAGUUUAACGUGGACGCCUGUGGAGGUAGCUCUUAUGUCUUGAUUCCUUUAAGCUGGUCUGUUGAUAUCUCACAUGGUGUAAUCCCGGCGUUGGCAUUGUUGCGUGGUAACAGGGAUGUUCAAAUCCAUGGAGCUUGUCAUCAUUCCUCUUGUCUUGCCUCACUGUUAUUUAACUGAAAGCUCAAGUUUCCACUUUACGUUGGUUCAUUUAACAAAAACCCUGGAACAAGUCGGGCUGAGGAUGCAUGACUGGUCAAUGGGCUCAUGGUGGCUGGCUGAUGGAUUGCAUAAUUUUUCAAGCUAGAAAGCAGCACACAAACAUACACACACACAUACACACUUACACUCUGUUGCAGAGAGGACAAUUAACAGAGCUUGUGAUGAAAAAAAAACCACUUUAUGUUGUGUUGUUUAAUCCUAUUACAGGUUUUUCUGUUACUUAUCAUCCUGUCACAGUGUUUCUCAGCCCUUCACUGCAGACAGUGGUUAACAUAUGAAGCAGCAGUUUUACUUUCACAAGGUAAAUGACAGAAAAAGUGUUUGAAUCUUAUCUAUCAGGUUCCAUUAAUGGCAUCAGCAGCAAGAAGAGUGGUCAGAUGCUUUCCAUCCACCUAAAAACAAGCAAGAGGCAUAUUUGAAAGACUCACAAAUUUAACAAAGUGUCCCUCUGCACCGUUUCUGAUUCAAUGUUGAUGCAUAAAUUUAUGUGGACAUGCUCAGACUACAAACAGCAGCUUCACUGUCUCAUAGGUACAGUGGGUGAUUAUGUGUCCCUGUCCCUGAACCCCCCCUGAGAUUCUGCAGGCACACAGUUUAACAGCCACUGAUUGCUUUUUAUAGUGCAGGCACACUGACAUGAUAAGGUUGGUGGGUGUAAGACUGGCAGAUGUUCAAAGUAUUACAAGUGCGCUUAGAUGGAGGGAGAAAUUUACAGCAUGGAGAUAAGGGUUAAAAUCCCACUGGAAAUGAAAGCAAAGAGGUUUUUUAGCAAAUGAAGAGUGACAGAAAGUGAGAGUAAAACUAAGACUAGACAACCACAGAGACCCAUCAUGUCCGUUUGACAAUGACUAAUUCAUGAAACUGUCCAAUUGAAGACAGUUUUGUGGGAGUGACAGGAUGAGCGACGCUCAGAGGAUUGCAGAAUGUCAUGCUUGGCAAAGACUCACACAGUUUCGCUGUUUUGUAGCACAGAUAUGUCUUGCUUGUGUCUACAGUAGUUUGCUUAAAUAAGGGAGUGAGAUCAGCCAAGCUUUGUGUCCUGCUGCCCUCAAUAUCAUGUACUGUAGAGCGAUAAAGUUCUGUAGAGAAACAGUUCUACUCAUUACAAGUAUUUUCUUACUGAUGAAAGAUACAUUUUUACUUUGCAAAUGAAACAAUAAACAGUUUUAACAGGAAUAUAAAUGCUCCAGUUUAUUUAAUCAGUAUGACAGUGAUUUCCUGUUACAGCCAUACUUGGUCUGGUAUGACCAGGAGCCAUUACUCAGUUAAAAUCAUUACAGAGUCAGAGAUAAUGUGUUAAACUGAAGGUGGGGAAAAUCCACCUUAAAAACUAAAGCUAUCACAAACUAUUUAUUUAAGAGGACUUCAUUUUGUUUUGUGGAUUCAGCUGAAAAAGAAAAAUAGUCCCUCCAGUUGCAUAGUUGGCUAAGGAUUCAGCUGUAGAGAUACACUCAGUGCCUGGAAUCCAAGAAUCCAAGACAAAAUCUAACAUUUUGAUUUCCUCCACUUUGUGCAGCCUACCUUUUCGAAAUACUAAUGAAAACGUAUGUGUUUGUCACAGUUGCACUCUCAUCAUGCAGUGAUGUAAUGUGCUCUUUCAGGUAAUGAUGAUCAAUGACAGACAUUAUUGAUCCAGUUUAUGGUCCCUUUGACCCUCCUCCACUUUAAUUACUAUUACUCAUGCAAUGUAUAAAGACAAGACAUGACCUGAUGUCUGUUACUAUCUUUGGGUUUUAAGCCUGAAAAGGCCUUAUUUGGAGGAUUGGUUAAAAAAGCAUUUCUGUGUAUCUAUCCAGAGUGACAGGCUGCUGUGACAGAGACUUGAUAAUCACAGGUAGCCCUGCUUUAAUAACUAUUUACCUCUGGAUGGGAUUAUUAUUUACAACACUACCACCAACCAUAAACCAGCCAUUGAAGCCAUAAAGCUCAUUAGAGAAAUGUUUGCUGAGAUGAUUAAUCAACCAAGAAUCAGAGUCUUUUCCUCACAGACUCUGUAGACUCAUACUUUUACUGCCGGUGUAGAAGGCUCCUGUUGGCAAUUUGACAGAAUGUGAGUUUAGGGAAAUUAAGCAUUGAGGGUCAAUUUUGUUCUCUGCAGUCCACUGCAGUCUAAAUUGUAUGUUCAUAUUAAAUCACAUCUCUAUUUGAAACCAGUGAAGUCUCCCAUUUAAGGAAUGCAGGUUUGAAACAACCUAACCUGUAGGCUUCACUUUUGCAACAGGAGUCCAUAUUUCUAUGAAUAUAGUCAAUGAUGUAACACCAAAAUAAUAGUUAUUCGUUUUCUUAAUCUUACCAUGUGUCUGUAUGUACAGUUCUCUCUGUAACCGAUUGUGGUUACAGAAGGAUUUUUAUGAAAUCUUGUCCUUGACUAUUGAAGGAACUCUUUGUGAUUCAAUCACUGCAGAAAUUUAACAUCCCAGGCCUCACAAAAGGAGUCUUUGUAUAGUUAUGUUAAAACUGAUUUGUAUAACUGUGUUGGGUGAAUCUAAACUAUUGUUUCCAAUAUUUCAGCAAUCAUCUUUUUCAUUAUUAGAAUACUUUCAAACUUAAAACUGUAAUAGAGAAUUUGAAGUUAGAGUGAAUUCACUACUUGUUUAAAUUGGAUAUAAAAUGGAAAAAUACAGAUCGCAAACAAAUGACUUUUCUAUCCACUGAGACUUUUUCUCAAUCUUCUCCCCUGUUUCCAUAGUUAUAAGCGGGUAGUGACCCCGCGGCGAGCUGGCACGGCUGUGUUAUUGUGCUGGCUGGUGUCCAUCAUAGUGGGCCUGACGCCCAUGUUGGGCUGGAAUAACCUGCAGCAUCUACAUAACAAUGGCUCCCUUAUCACUGAUGACCUCCUGGUGACCUGCGAAUUUGAGACGGUCAUCAGCAUGGACUACAUGGUCUACUUCAACUUCUUUGGUUGGGUGCUGCCCCCUCUGCUCCUCAUGCUGGCCAUCUAUGCAGAGAUUUUUUACAUGAUCCACAAACAGCUCAACAAGAAGGUGAGAACUGCUUCUCUUGAUUGUUUGAUCUGAAUAGGAUGAUUGUCCAGUCAUAAAAAACUACUUGCACCAAAGCUAAAUUCAUACACUGAUGAUCUUCUCCUUUAUUUCUCUGUAGGUGACAGCCAGCCACACAGACCCCAGCCGUUACUAUGGCAAAGAACUCAAACUCGCCAAGUCCCUGGCCCUCGUUCUUUUCCUCUUCGCUGUCAGCUGGCUCCCUCUUCACAUCCUCAACUGUAUCACCCUCUUUUGUCCUGCCUGUGACAAACCAAUAUUCCUAAUUUACAUCGCUAUCAUCCUCACCCACGGCAACUCAGCUGUCAACCCCAUUGUGUAUGCUUUCCGCAUCAAGAAAUUCCGUACGGCGUUCAGGAAAAUCUGGAAAGUGUACGUGCUCUGUCAGGACCCUGUUGGCCGCCUCCCUCAAAGAGGGAGCCAGAGAGGACAGAGUCAUGAGAGGAGGCUGAGGCAAAAUGAUGAUGAUGACGAUGAUGUGUGACAUCUGGAAAUGUUAUGGAUUGCUAUAUUACCUCUACGUUUCACUCCUCUGGUUUACAGAAUGGAAAAGACUGGGCAUUUUUUGAAUGCCUGAGGAAUUACUGGCCAAAUAGCCUUGAAGGACGUCAGAGAGGUUAAAGGUCAAGGAACUCCUUUGUAGACUGUCUGAUUCACUCUGUCUUAUGCAAUCAAAGAGGACAGGUAGACAUGGCAGCAUGGAGAUGGGGUAAACAUCCCAGACCAGACUCUGUAAAAAAAAAGUGAUAAAUUUGUCCACUGGCUUUUUGAUGUCAUAUGGGAAAAGGGGCUUCUCAUCAAUUUCAACAUCAACCUGUUGAGCUUGAAUUAAUAAGUAUAUAGUAUAUCUGUAGCACAUGCAGAACAGUAGCAGUAUAUGCUGUGUGUUUUUUUUGUUGUUGUUUUUUUUAUUACCUGUACUGAAACUCUUUGCUCUCGUCAUAUGAAUAAGCUCAAACUGUUAAAAAUCACAUUACAUUCUUGAUUUAGAAGCUUGUUUGGCCUAAAGGAGAAAACACAUAAUGAAGAGGAUCUAAGACAUUGUGGUGUGUGAAUCUACAGUGGUACUCAGCUAGUUUAGUGUUUUGAAUUUGACCAGGACACAGGACCUACUGUGUCUCUCUCUCUGGCUGCAUGGAUUAGUGUGCUAAUGGUAAUGAGGUGCUUUCAAGGGCUUGUGAAGAGUUCAUUGUUGUUUCAUUAUUAAGACCAUUUGUCUGACUGAAUGGCUGAUACUAGAUUCUAAUUUUUACAGAAAAGCAGCAUUGUGCCAUAAGACAAGACAAUAAAUAGACUUUAUUAAUUAGCUGUGAGUAAAGACAGUGAUAAAAAUCUAUAAACCAGUGUUAUAGUACUCAUGGUUUUCAGGACUUGUGACUCAACUUUAACUGGAGUAUUGAUGACUUGGGCCAGACUCAACCAUAUGACUUAGAAGGUAGAGGGGGGGUACUUCGUCUUACUUAGUGAUAGUGAUUGGGGUGACCAUACGUCCUCUUUUACCCAGACAUGUCCUCUUUUUUGGUGGUUACUUGGGCUAUCCGGGUUUGUCUGGCUUUGUCCGGGUAAGUUUAUAAAAUCCUUUAAAUGUCUGCAGUUUUACAGUAGACUUACUAAUUUGAGAGCGCGUGAAAGACACUCGAUCCAACCCGAGUAACUCUCAAAAUGAAUUUUGUGAGACUCUGUGACUCCACCCCUGUGUAGUCUAGUCCUCUCUUUGGGAAGUCAGAAUAUGGUCACCCUUAUAGUGAUAAUAGUAUAGUUGACUUUGUAACAGUUCCUGCCAGAGUCUUUUUACAGGAUAGAUUGUGCGUUGUGAUAAAGAUUGUACAGCAAUUGCAGGUCAACAUGCCAGUUGUGUAAAAGGACCAUCAAGGAGACUGAGACCUCACUACAACCGUCCAGGAUGCACAUAAGACUUGGACUGUUGAUUAUGUUUAUGGUAACAGGCUAACAAUGGGAUGCCAAUGUCCUCGAAGUUUAAUCAUGACAGAAGAACAGAGGCUAUUGUCCUCGUCACAGCAGUUGCUGGUUAGGCUCCAAUUCAAGAUCAUUUGCUGCAGGUCUUCUCACUCUCCUUGCUCCCACAUUUCCUGUCUCUUUCAGCUGUUCUGUCUAGUAAAGGCAAAAAUGUGCAUAAAAAUUGCUUAAAAAUACAACAACAAAAACCAACCUAAAGGUAAUGUUGACCUCACCACGAAGUCUGAGAUGAUUGAGUGGUCAACACUCUGAUCAAUCACAGGCUGCAGGUAUUAUUGAAUUAAUUCAGACACCUGCAGUAAUUCCACCACAGCAGGAUUGAUACAGUGUACAUUAAACACGAUGCUCAUGCCCUGAAACAUGACGUGCAGGGCUGUAAUUUGUUGCUAAUUCAAAUCUCAAACCGUGUCAACCAGAUAAGUCAGAAUCUCAUAUUGAUAAAAGUCAGGCCAGGUUCGUACCAUAAAAACAUAAAGCAGUCGUCUUGAUAACAAAUAGUGUUAUCAAUGAGGACUUGACACAGAUUUGAGCUCAGGUAAAAGGGACCUAAUCAGAACUUGACCCAGAUUCUUCUUUAGAGACUCAGCCUUGACUCAAACUUGAAUACUAAAGACUUUGGACUUGACUUGAACUGAAACUGAAGUUUGGGUGAAUCAACUAAACUCAACUCCUCUACUGUGGACCUACUUAUUUUAUCUCUGUAGCUUCAUAGGAUUUAGUGUUGUAGACACAUUAUCCGAUGAGUUCAGUUUGGAAAGUUUUUUUCUUUUUUUUAAAUAAUGGUCCAAUCCAGUACUGUGCUUUUAUUUUGUAACAGGUAUCCUCAUGUCUCCUCUGUCAUUAUCCACAGAGGCUACUUCUUUUCUCUACUGAUUCACUUGUUGUGUUAUCCAUGAUGUUAUGUCGUCACGACCCCCCUGUCAGUAUUAAAUAUUACAUACAGUUUACUUUUAGAAUGACUAAGAUUUGACAUAAAAGAAUAGGUUGAAACAGGACUAAUGACAUUUUUUUAAAUGUAUAGAAAAUGAUUUAUUUAUAUGUAAAUGCUAAUAGGAGCUAUUGUAUAAAUCUUAUCUCUCUUAGUAAACAGUUAUUUAUUUUUUAACAGCAGCCAUCAGACAGCUGUUGACCGAGCAAGCACAUUGGAAAAUCAGCCCUUUGAGCAUCUUGGUACAGUUUUUUAAAACAAGGAAGAUAACUGGAGAGAAAGUGGGAGGAAAAAUACACAAGAGGAACCUGAGAGCCACAAAGCUGUAUAUAUGUCAGCUGGUGGAAGACCACUUUGUCCUGUGACUGAAACAGCAACUCUUCUCAACCAAGGCCAUAUCCAUCAGAGGCGGGAGGCCAUUUUUUGCGAGUAUUUAUUCAAGUUUUGUCAGUCUGAAAAAAAUAGUUGGCUGAUGUGAAAAUUGAAAAAGUUAUGAAAGAUGAGUCUGUGAAUGAGGUGAGAAAGGGUAAAAGGAUUAAAUUGUUUACAAGAAAGAGCCAGACGGCACAAGUGCCACUGAAGACCUCAACAGGAGUUUUCAUUUUUGAUGAGGUCAACUCAGAGGCCACCCUGAUGCUCUCCCUCCCAACAAACAGACAUUUAACAUGAUCUCGUUGAUCUCUGUCUUAACUUGCUGGUGUGUUGUGUGUUACAACAUCUACAGUGAACACGCACAUGAUGUACAUCUUUAUCAGACAAGUGUGCUGACUUUAUUUCAGUGUUGCUGUUGUACAACAUUUCAAUGUAAUUUCUCAUGUUGUGCUUUUUAUCCAAUGCUUUUAAAGCCACUAUGUGUUGAAUCAGAUCAAGCUAUGGUCAUUUUGUUAUUACUUUUUAGGUUUUUGACUGAGGAGAAACUGGACAAUCCAGAUGAUGGCUGGUUCAAACUAAGUGUGUUGCUUGAGAGAUCACACUUUGGCUGUGUUCAAAUCACAAACUGAUCUCUGAAUACUUACAAUUUAGUCUAUGGUCAAAAACUUUGUCUUAGUGAGGACUGGAUGGUGUUUUUGAGUGCCUCUUGCAUAUUGGAGAUAUUUAGCUGUGUAGUGGUACAUAGUAACCACUGUAGUGCGUCUACAUUCUGUGACCAAACAAUGGACUGAUUUUGAUAAUGUAUUGCCCAUUAAGCACUAAAAUGUCUUACCUACACUGAAAUAAAAGAUAACUCUUGACACUUUGCGGGGUCUGCUCUAAAUGCUCUAAGAUGUUGUGUGGCUUCAUUACAGUGUUAUUGGACAUUCCUGGUGUUGUACGGCCCAGCAGUAGUAUUAAGGUUUUAAAUAUAACCAAGGCAUGUGUUUGGUUUCUUACCAAUAUCUCUAAAACACAACAAAAAUCGUCAUAAAUAAAAAGUAGCAUUAUCAUGAAGUUUUAGGCCUCAUGAACAUCUAACAGUGAUAUUUCUGAAGCUACCACUAUUGCCAAAGUGUAAAAUUCUAUCUCUUCACAUAGUGGCUUUAAGUGUUGAUCUUUUGCUUAACCAGUGAAGUAAAUGAAACAUAACCUGUGCAAUACUACAGAUGUACAUUAACAAUAUAGAAAAGAAAUGUGUUCGCUUCGAUAUAUGUGAAUACUGUUUAUCAAAAUCAAGUGCUGGGGCCUCAAAGUAAGUGUUAAUAACAUGCUGAGUUUUGUUAAUCUUUCAUAAUGACAAAAUAAAAUAAGUGAAGUGACUCUAAAGGUCAGUAGAUAGACUUAAAACACUAGUAACCUUGGCUUACUGUGUACAUUGUGUCAAUGCAGUUGGUUUACCUACUACUAUUGUCGUUUUGGAAAAUAAAAUUCCAUUAAACAUAUGCAAAAUGAAAUAAAGUCACUUUGAUCUGAAAUGCUGACAGCAGUGGUUAUGAUGACUAAUGUUACCAGGUGGUUUCAAUUGUCAGAGGAAGCUUGGUUUUCAAAUAUUCUGUUUGUCAUGAUUAUCAUCGUCUGUAUAUAGAUAAAGACAAUGCACUUCCAUCGCUUCCUGUUUAUUGAAAAAUUCAUAAAUCUAUCUAUCUAUCUAUCUAUCUAUCUAUCUAUCUAUCUAUCUAUCUAUCUAUCUAUCUAUCUAUCUAUCUAUCUAUCUAUCUAUCUAUCUAUCUAUCUAUCUAUCUAUCUAUCUAUCUAUCUAUCUAUCUAUCAAUGUUUGAGAGAAAAAUGUAUUGAGUGUGUCUUUAGAUUUUAAAGUUUGACCUGUGUUGCAUUUGUUAUAAUGGAUGACGCAGACUAUGACCUUUACUGCAGCCAGCCACCUUAGAGUGCUCUGUUUUGGCUUCAUGGUUGAGAAGUUGUUAUUCAUUCUUAUUUUGACACAUUUUUGUCUAAAAGUGCUCCUGAGUCUAAAAAGUACAUAACAUCCCUUACUGGUACAAACCCCUCAGCUCACUGUUCAUUACCUUUUCAUCAGGAUGAAACAUGUACUUGAGUUUUAAGUAGUUUCUCAGUUCACUGCAGGGAAAAAAAAAGAGUGAAACUUAAAUUAAAGAGACCUUGUUCUCAGCCAUCAAACUUGCUGCACUGCAUUUUGAUAAGUUUUUUGUUGGAGCAGAGCCAAUGUUCGUGUAAUUUCUUACACCUCUAAAAUUUCAAUGACCAUUCUUUCUCCCCGAGGCCCAUGUCUUACAUAUUUUGAUACAGGAAAUAUCCCAAGGAAUGAGAGGUUGGUAACACCAAAUUUACUAUCCUACUCUAUGUAGCUGUCAUUUUCCAAAUUGAAUCGAUUGAUAUUCUUCCUUUUUUUUUUUUUUUUUUUUUUUUUUGCAACCAGCAAUAUGAAAUAGCACAGCACAACAUUGGUCUGCACGACCAUUGUGGAAAAUGGUUGCAAAGCACACAAAUAUGAAAACAAAACAACAGUUCAAUGUAUUCGUUUUUCUUUUUUUCCUAAAAGGUCAGUGUCUAUAUGAAGCCAAGAAAAAAACACCUGCAAGUCUGGAAGCCAGUAGAGUUUGAGAAACAGAAGCAUGGCAUAAAACAAGUCGUACGGACCAUCCUUUAACGGAGUGAAGCAAACAGGUCAAAACACUCCAUGAUGGUCUAAUACCAGCUUGCCUUAGAGAGUCAAGUCAAGUCAAGUUUAUUUGUAUAGCACAUUUCAGCAGCAGGGCAACUCAAGGUGCUUUACAUGAAAUUAGCAGGCAAAACAUUCAACACAAUUUGAGAAGUAAAAACAGCCUAAAAGACAUUUAACAAAUUUAAAGUUACAUUCAAAACUAAAAUAAGGUUGGAGCUAAAAGAAAACAAAGAGAGAGAGAAAAAAAGAUCAAGACAGGCAGAUGAUGAAGAUGUUGAUUAGAGGCCUCAGGUUUGAUUUAAUGAUAGGCCACGGCAAACAUAUGCGUUUUCAGCUGUGAUUUAAAAGAACUGAGAUACAGGCAAUAUCCCAAGGAACGAGAGGGAAAAUAUUCCUGCUCAAAGCAAAUGAUAGGCUGCCCUUACAGUCUGCAAGGUUAACGCUCACUCUCUGUAGAAAUACGUCAUUUUGAUCUGUACACAUAACUUCAGAUUCCUAAACACAAUAAGUUUGUAUUCCCAGGACAAUAUGUAAUGCUUGCAUUUUGGGUCUAAACAUUGAACGCCUAAGCAGUUCUUGUGCUGUACUGUACAGUCGAAGAGAGUUUACAGAAAUGCCUGCUCUGUAAAGACCCAAGACAGUCAAUUAUUUGAGAGCAUUAAAGACCAGAAAAGAAGAAUAUGAGUCAAGCAUGACUGUCCAGAUUCAGACUAACAAGUUAUAACAUUUUGGAGUGAGUGGUGAGUUACUGUGGCAUAAAACUGCAGCUUUAGUGCAUAAAAGAUCUUUCCGGAGCCCAUUGAUCAUAAUCUUGGCGUCACUACAUGUGAGAAGUCCCUUGGUACUUUGAAACAGAAACUCAGACCCAAAGGCAUGCACAGCAUCCGUUGGAAGUAUCCAUCCUAUACAUAGAAAGAACGGGUUCCACCUCUUUCUGGGAUUAAGCAUAUUUCCUUUUCCUCCUGUGCAUACACCCUCCAGCUGGUCUUAAAGCCUGGCGGUUUCAGUUCUCCCCUGUGAUGUGUGACAAUUAGUGUGGAGUUGGUGCAGAUUGUUAAACAGCUGAAAAGAGGAAGAUGCUGCUUCUGUGAAAUCAACGUAACCCCAGCAGUGGCUGUGAUCAUCUACUCGGCAAAAAUGCAGUAUAUUACUUCAAAUCAAAGACAAUCUGAUUUCCUUUUAAACUUUAAGCUAUUGUCCUGUAGGGCAUUUAAAAUGUGUGCUCGGUCAAGAUUGUCAGCAGGAAUUUCUCACAUGUUUAUGAGCACCCUUGACUUUGCACCUUCCUCACUGAGGUGAAAGUCUACAGUCAGAUGCCUUCUCAUCUUGGUGUAAAACACAGCCAGAUAGCUUGAGGCUCUUUGAGCGCGACACCAGAGAAAAACAGGGGAAAAAAGAGGAAAAGGAUUUUGCUGUGGACUAUUCUUAAAAUCUAUCUAACCAGCAAAAGGAAGAGAAACUCCUAAUUUCGUUUAAAAUGUGGUCUGAGGUUUUCCUUUGUUUCCUCUUCUGUUUUCCUUUAUAACCACAAACUGUGAUUGUAUUAUCAGUACUGUUCAGGUUAAUUUUUCAGUGCAGGUGCAAAACUUCCUCGUUGGGAUCUAAGAGAUCUGUGCUGCCCUCUGCUGGCUAUAUUUUGGUAUUGAAAACAUUUACUGCCAGUUGAAAAUAAAUACAAAACCUAAUCAUAAAUCAUCUGAUCAUAUUUGCAUAGAUAUAAAGAAAUAGGAUUCAUUACUGUUAGAGUCCCUCUGAUCGUUGUAAAGUCUUCUUAACGUUUCUAAAUGUGGUAAGUUUGUAGAUCUUACAGAGAGUGAUCACAUGAAGAGUGUAAGAUAAAACCUAUUUGCAUUUAUCCGCUUAUUAAAAGAAGAAACUGCAUUCACAUUUGACAUUUCAUUUUUGAGGGGCUUUAUUUUUUAGGAUGUAUGCACACAGGUUUUUCACAACAGUAUUAUCUUUACGCCAAACACAUUUGUCAGUCCUGACGUUUCUCAUAUCUCUUGUAUUCUAUAAUCUGUUUUCCCUCCUCUGAAUUUAACAUAUUCAGUUCAUCCAUCAGAUUAAAAUGUUGCAGCCUGGAAAGCUUACCGAUAAACCCUGUAGAAAAUGAUGGAAAAAGGCAACACUACUUUACAAAUAUGUUGAGUGACAGGUUGACACAGCAUGUCAGUGGUGUGACAAUGAAGCAGAUGCCCCAGAAUUCACGGUGAUAGAAAGUAUGAACAUUUCUUUCUUUUUUAUGCGUGUCUGUGUUCGCUCCACCCUUUAGGAUGAGAUAUAAACUCCAGACCCUCAGGAAGGAACGUGAGCAGAAGCUUAAAGAUGAACGGCUGAAUAAAAGGCCUUUUCUCAUGAGUAACUUGACAAUAUAUAAGAAGUUUUUACCUCUGGGUGGUUGUUGUCCUGAAGACCAGCUGUAUGUAAACAUGGAUUGAUAUUUCUAUAUACAGUGCUGAUGGCCUUAUGUUCUUUAUUGACUCUUUUUUAAGACAGAUAAAUAUACACUACAGGCCAAAAGUUUGGAAGCAAGGCCAUUACAGGCCGAACAGUUGGGAGUAACUUCAAGUUUUUGUUCACAAUGUUUUUUUUAAAUCCAGCAUGAGUUUUAUGUAUUUUGGGAUGUAUUUACUCCAUGAUCAGAUGUUGCUUUCACGGAAAUGCACCAUUUUACUCAAUUUACCUUUAGAUAUACCUUGAUGUUAACAGACCAUUGCUAAAUAUAUGUCAGUAAAAGAUAAGGGCUUAGUUUUAGGGUUGAAAACAUUUGCAAGAGUCACAACUUCAGUGCAAAAGCAAAAAAACAAAUCACACUUGGAUUAUUCACUUCAACUUUUUGGCUUUUGAGAGCCUGCAAACAAAAAUCCUAAUAAAUCUCAACUGCGUUCACACUACCCCAAAAAUGGCUUGAAAGAAGCAGCUGAGUAAAGAAACAAAAGUUCAGAUUUUUACAUUGAGGAAAGAAGGAUACACAGAAAGAGAAAUUGCAAAACGCCUACAGGUGUUUAACAAAGGAGUCCACUACACUCUGAGGAGACUAGAGGAACCUGGAAGUUAUGAUGAUAGAAAAAGACCUGGACGAAAGAGAGUUACUACAAAAGCAGAGCAUAAACAUAGCAUUGUCACCAGUAAGAGAGAUCGGCAAAAGACAGCACCAAAUAUAAGGGAGGAAAUCAACAUGACAAGGUCAAAACCCAUAUCUCUGACAACCAUGAAAUGAUGUUUGAGAAAGGCUGGUCUGAAGGGUUGUGUAUCUGCAAAAAAACACUACUUCGUCCACAGAAUAAGAAAAAGAGAUAUGAGUGGGCAAGAGCUCACAAAAAUUGGACUUAUGAUGACUAGAAACAAGUUUGCACUGUUUGGUUCAAAACGCAGAGUCUAUGUCCGACAAACUGGUGAACGUCUGAAAGCACCAUGUGUUACACCCACAAUUCAGCAUGGAGGUGGUAGUUCCAUGGUAUGGGGAUGUUUUGCAGGUGAUAGAGUAGGAGAUUUGUUUGAAGUAAAGGGUAUCAUGAAGAAGGAACAGUACCACUCCAUCCUCCAGCACCAUGCUGUUCCAUCUGGACUCAGACUUGUGGCUCAUAAGUUUGUUUUGCAGCAAGACAAUGACUGUAAGCACUCUGCCAAGCUCUGUCAGGGUUACCUAGACAAAAAAGAAGAGGAAUGUGUUCUUCAAAAGAUGGUUUGGCCCCCUCAGUCUCCAGACCUUUCUCAAUUGAGCUUGUGCGGGAUGAAUUGGAUCUAUCAGUCAGAAAAAAUGCAUCCCACGAAUCAGCAGUUUCCUUUUAAUGAUAUAUAAUUAUAUAAUAUAAUAUAAUUACGCUUGGAAUGCAAUCCCUGGAUCAUACCUUAAAAACUUGUGGAACAAAUGCCUGGUAUAUGCCAAGCUGUUGUUAGAGCCAGAGGAGGUUACUUUAAAGAAAGCAAAUUCUAAGCAACAAUAACUCAAAUACCUAAUAAUUAUAGUCAAAAUGUCUUCUGAUAAGUUACUCUUUACACAAUAGUCAUGUUUAUUGUGUUGCAAAUUAUAUAUAUGAAACUAUGACCUUUUUUGUACAAAUCUUGCAUCCAAACUUUUGUCCUGUAGUGUAGCUCUACAUAAGGAAUAGUGCAGAAAUAGAUCUGAUAAACAACCUUAAAGCUGGGUUUGCAGGCAGCACAGUUCUGAAUGCCCUUCCUUAAAAUUAUGACAGUAACUUGACUGAUUUCCUCUAUUCCACCAUUAUCAAGUCCUAAUCUAAUAGUUUGGCCAUCACUUUUCAUUGACACCAACCAGAUUCAUACACUCCUCUG